AGCAAAAUACGACGGACAAAAAAAUGGAGAAUUCGAUCCCGAUAGAUCUCAUCAUCGAGAUACUCUCGAGAUUGCCAGCGAAAUCAGCGGCGAGGUUUCGUUGCGUGUCGAAGCAAUGGAAGUCAUUGGCUCUAACCAGGUCAGGGUUUCACCGCGAUGAUUUCUCCGACUUGUUAACCAGAUCCUCCGCUCGUCCACCGCGUCUCUUAUUUGGGGUAGCAAAAGACCGUGAGUGGAGCUUUUACUCAACUCUUUUGCCUCAGAAUCCAUAUGACAAGUCUUCGUCUCUUGUAGUAUCCGCCGCCGGAGAUUUUCAUACCAAGUUCUCUAAAGGUACAAGCGAAUUCAAUUGUAGCUAUGCCUCUGGAUUGAUCUAUUUUCAUAGAAUGUGUAUCCCAAGGGAAGAUGAAGAUGAGAAACGUGUGAUAUAUAACCCUCUCACAGGACAGUAUGUGAUCUUACCUGAGCUUAGAGGUUAUUCGUAUAGCUAUUUAGGGUUUGAUCCGGUAGACAAGGAAUUCAAGGUCUUGUUCAUGAGUACUAGUGACUAUAUAGCUUCUAGUGAUACAGAUCAUUAUAUCUUGACUCUAGGAGCUAGGAAAUUGAGGUGGAGGAAGAUCCGUUGUCCUUUUACCCAUGAGCCUGUGUGGGAUAGGAUUUGCAUCAAUGGGGUUUUGUAUUACUUAGCUAUAGGUACUGAUGGACGGUCUUUUUUGAUAGUUUGCUUUGAUGUUAGAACUGAGAAAUUCAAGUUCAUAUGCACCCCAGAACGCUAUUUUCCCUCCUUGAUAAACUACAAGGGAAAGUUAUGUUUGUAUGAUUCGGAGUGUUGUAGAUUUUCCCGUAAGUUGAGUAUGUUGGUUCUAGAGGAUGUCGAGAAAGAGGAAUGGACGACUUAUUCUUACAAAUUGAGGGCUGAGAUUGAAGUCGUUAAGGUUAACAAGAAUCUAGAGGUUGUUGGGGUGACUGCUUCAGGUGACAUUGUUUUGUCGACGGAGUCUGCUUGUAAACUGUUUUAUGUUUUCUACUAUAACCCCGGAAGGAACACUCUCCAAAGUGUUGAAAUCCAAGGUGUUGGUGAUGCGAAUCGUGAUCGCAGAGUAUACACCUUUGCGGAUUAUGCAGAGGAUCUUAGUGUUGAUGAUGCGAUGAAACUCAAGUCAAUCCCUUUACAACCCGUCCAAAAUGUCGAUCCCGAGAGGCCAGAACCACGACGACGUACGCAUAUAUCUCCUGACCUCUCCAAGUCUCCUCAAUCUGUGAAGUGCAAGGAGCAGAACAAGUGCGAAUCAUCAUCAGCUAACAUGCUCUACCUCUCUCUUGGCUUAGCUAGUGUUUGUUUAAGUUUUUCUUUCGUUUUCUUUUACCUCUACUAUUCUGUUAGGCUUAGCUAAAUUUCUCACAUAUGGGAACAUAAGAUCAAAACGCCUAAUCAAGAAUAUGUAUUAAAAUGUGACUGUCAGUGAUAAAAUAUGCAUAUAUUAUGUAUACAUACCACUCUUCCGUUCUA
This is a messenger RNA of Capsella rubella, 1510 nucleotides long. Its product is annotated as putative F-box protein At1g30930. The record is from RefSeq and is a predicted model, not a curated record. NCBI's taxonomy places the organism in Eukaryota, Viridiplantae, Streptophyta, Magnoliopsida, Brassicales, Brassicaceae. Bases 24 to 1394 code for a protein of 456 amino acids. The transcript has a single exon. Gene Ontology annotation, molecular function: protein binding.